UGUUUGGGGUUUUUUUCCCCCCUCGUUCUCGUUGUUGUUGUUAUUGUUGCGUUCUUCUGGUCGCCCGUGGCCUUUGCUGCCCCCCGGCUCGCAGAGGAGUUCAGGCUCUCACCUGAACUUUGGCUGCCUGGUAUAUGCUGUUGGGAUAUCCUUAAGAGAUCAUCCAGGAAUGGUGGAUCACUUGCUGCCUACUGAUGAAUCCUUUUCAUCAACAAGAUCUUCCCUUGGAUACUUUGGGGACAUGACAGCUGGAGUGAGGUCCUACCAAAUGCUGCCCUCUCCCCUGUCAGAAGAUGACAGUGACUCGUCCAGCUUUUGUUCUUGUUCCAGCCCUGACUCCCAGGUCCUCAGCUCCAGCUAUGGAAGCACAUCCAGUGCAGAAAGUCAGGACAGUAUCUUAGACUAUUUAUUGUCCCAGGCAUCUUUGGGGAACACCACUGCAUCAUGGUGGGACAAAAGGAGACUUCAGCCAAUAGUGAAAGAGGAGUACUUUAGGUUGCCUGAAUUUCCUGUGGAUAUGGAAGACUCAGGACCAUUUCAGCCCACACUUGAGGAAAUUGAGGAAUUUUUGGAGGAGAACAUGGACUUGGAGCUCAAAGAAAGACCUAAAAGCGAGACCAAGGACUUGAGAGCUUGCAGCCAGGUUUCUGUUGCUUCUCUGCAGCAAAAAGACCAUAUGCUACCCAGUACUAGUUUAAAAGAGAGUAAAAAUGAGCAGUUGACUAGCUCAACGGAAGGUGGCCAAGCUUCAAAUGGAGGAAUGACCCUGGAGAAUGGAAUACCUGUUAUGCUCCAAAUCCAGCCUGUGCAGAUCAAACAGGAGUCCAACACGAGCCCCACUUCCCAAGGACCAGCACAGGAGAACAUUAAAAUUGCACAGCUCCUAGUCAACAUCCAAGGACAGACAUUUGCCCUUGUGCCUCAGAUAGUUCAGUCGUCCAAUUUGAACUUGUCCUCUAAAUUUGUCCGCAUCGCUCCCGUCCCCAUCGCCGCCAAGCCAAUUGGGCCAGGGGGCAUGAUCCAGGGGCAGACGGGAAUCAUCAUGGGUCAGAAAUUUCAAAAGAACCCUGCAGCUGAACUCAUUAAAAUGCAUAAAUGUUCUUUUCCUGGCUGCACCAAGAUGUACACGAAAAGCAGCCAUUUGAAAGCCCACCUGAGGAGGCACACAGGAGAAAAGCCCUUUGCGUGCACGUGGCCGGGCUGUGGAUGGAGGUUCUCCAGGUCAGACGAGCUGUCCCGGCACAGGCGCUCCCACUCGGGGGUGAAGCCCUACCAGUGUCCAGUGUGUGAGAAGAAGUUUGCUCGAAGUGACCACUUGUCCAAGCACAUCAAGGUGCACCGGUUCCCGCGCAGCAGCCGCUCCGUGCGCGCCGUGAACUGACGGCUCCUGCCCUCCCUGCCCGCCAGCCGUCCCCAGCAGCCACCACAGCACUUUGCUCACCACCUUCCUAGUGAUAAUUUAUUUGUCUCCACAGAACAGUCCAUGCUGUUACUUGAUACCACCGUGUUUGA
Agelaius phoeniceus (red-winged blackbird) is the source of this 1512-nucleotide messenger RNA. It is a transcript of the gene KLF15, whose product is annotated as KLF transcription factor 15. The record is from RefSeq and is a predicted model, not a curated record. Gene Ontology annotation, molecular function: RNA polymerase II cis-regulatory region sequence-specific DNA binding; DNA-binding transcription factor activity, RNA polymerase II-specific. NCBI's taxonomy places the organism in Eukaryota, Metazoa, Chordata, Aves, Passeriformes, Icteridae. Gene Ontology annotation, biological process: regulation of transcription by RNA polymerase II.